AUGAAUCCGCAAGAUAGUGGAUAUCUGAGUUCCAGUCCGCCUCUGGAUACGAUCUAUUCUUACGGGUGUUCAAAGCAGAAAAAGGCGCUUGCUAAACCCGAAGAAUCUUAUGUAGCUCUUAUUGCUCAAGCUAUUUUAUCAUCGUCGACGUAUCAAAUGUUACUUGUGGAUAUUUAUGAUUGGAUUAUUCAUCGAUAUCCUUACUUUGCAACAUUACAUAGUAAAGCCUGGCGAAACUCUAUUCGACACAAUUUAUCUCUCAAUGAAUGUUUUAUUCGACAGAGAAAAGCAGAAAGCGGUCGUGGUUAUUACUGGAGCAUUCAUCCGGCCUCACUCGAUGCAUUUCUACGAGGUGAUUUUCGCCGCCGACAAGCGCGUCUUCGAGCAAAACAUGCAAAUAAUUCAUCAAGCCAACCUGUACCUUGGAUAACGAAUACCAAUGCAUCAAUGGACUGUUCAUUCCAACCGGAACAAAACUAUCAUUAUUGA
Messenger RNA from Adineta ricciae, 489 nucleotides. The record is from the annotation of a GenBank genome assembly. Lineage: Eukaryota; Metazoa; Rotifera; Eurotatoria; Adinetida; Adinetidae.